AAUUACGUCAAAGGUCACACGAAAUAUUUUUUAUAACUAACUCGUUUGAAAGUUUUCAAUCGCAGAUGGCAUGGACUCUGGACAAAUUUCAGGUGAAAAGAAGAAAAGUCCUCCUAUCAAAGUUCUUUCCUGCCAACUCCGAGAGGGAAAAGAUAGCCGAUUGAAUGGCAAGCUCGAAUUUAAUAUAAAAAGACUGGGACAAUGGAAAAACACUGCACUUGUAGUCUCUGUGGUUUGGAUGCAAGGGACAAUACUGGAAGUUCGGUCGGAUCACAACACGGUGCUUCUUUUGGACGAGACAGGAACAUUCGUUGUCAAUGGCGUCAACAACAUUCCUAAGGGCAACCCAUGCCUACUUCAGGGUAACUAUGUCAUGGUGAUGGGGAUGAUCCAGGCUCUCUCUCCAGAACCUGUCCUGCGCGCGGUAAAGAUGGCAGACCUCUCUGAACGUGCUGCGAUUCACAGAAAAAUGUGGAAGUUGGAGGUGGAAGACCUUCAGCAAACGCUCACGUAGAAAGAAGCAUAAGCAGUAUGUUGAUAUCAAUGCCUGUUUGUUUUAAUUUAUUUUUAGCAAAAUGUAAAUAUUGCUACUGGUUUUGAGUGGUUUCUGGCCUGCCUGAUAUUUCAUUCCCAAAGGUAAUGGAUCAUAGCCUAGAAGUACGUGCCCAUCACGUUUAUAAUAGAAAGGCUAUAAUAUAUGCAUAUAAUGCACUAACACUGUUUAUGAUAGGCUAUAAUUAAGCAAUAAGGCACGAGGGGGUGUGGUAUAUGGCCAAUAUACCAUGGCUAAUAGCUGUUUUGUCAUACGCUUAGUAUACUGUCAGCCAAUCAGCAUUCAGUGCUCGAACCACCCAGUUUAUAAUAUAUGCAUAUAAUACACUAAACAUGUCAGAACUGCUGGAGGAGGGUUAUGAUGGGAAAAAAGCUAGUCCGGGCAAGAAAGCACAAACUCAAACAAAAGACAAAGAAUUUAAAUUAAAGAAUGAACUAUGAUCUCA
Salvelinus sp. IW2-2015 is the source of this 998-nucleotide messenger RNA. The record is from RefSeq and is a predicted model, not a curated record. Lineage: Eukaryota; Metazoa; Chordata; Actinopteri; Salmoniformes; Salmonidae.